CGAACGUAUUGAAGUCGGAAUUUACGUCUGCGUUAUCAGAGUGCGCCUGUGUGUGUGCAUUGUUUAGGCUACGGUUACGGUACGGUCGGUACUCGCACCCCCGCAAACCGGUUCGCCUGGUGGUGGUUCUAACGUUUUACGCGCUUCGGCUGUGUGCGAGCGUGAAUUGUGAAUACCGCAAAUUCAAGUUAAAAUAAAAUGCAAAAGCAAUAAAUAAUUACAACCAGCCGAGUGUCAAAAGCAGAGCACAGCGCCAAAUAAAACGGCCAGCGUGCGUGUGCGUGUGUGUUGGUUUGGAGUGCGAGUGUGUUUGUUGUGCAGCAUUUAUUGUGCAGAGUCGUCACCCCAGUGGAUUAGUGGCACCCUGUUACAAUUUGCUCACACUACCACUCAGUGAGUGCUAGUGAGUGUUUUUGUGCACAUUCCACAUUAACUAACAUCAGAAGUCAGCGCAAUUCAUCAAUUCAUCAGUUCGCAGCUGAGUCACCGGGCGUCUACAGCUAAAUAACCGCGUGUGUUCACAUCCAAAAGGGUGUUUUGUGUUUUUCGCAUAAAAUCGAUACAACCCCAAGCCGGAAAACUCAUAACCCAGACGAGACUACAGAGACGGCCUACAUCAUGAUGAUGAUGAUGAUGAUGCCCAACGAAUGCCACAAAUGGCUAACGCUGUUCGCAGCUGUUGCUCUACUUGCCAACAUUGGCAGCACUUUGGCUGCCAAUCCACCGGAUGCCGACCAAAAGGGACCAGUCUUCCUCAAGGAACCGACCAAUCGCAUUGACUUCUCCAACUCAACUGGCGCCGAAAUUGAAUGCAAAGCGAGCGGAAAUCCAAUGCCAGAAAUCAUUUGGGUACGCAGCGAUGGCACCGCCGUGGGAGAUGUGCCCGGCCUGCGUCAGAUCUCAUCCGAUGGCAAGCUGGUCUUCCCGCCCUUCCGCGCCGAGGACUAUCGCCAGGAAGUUCACGCCCAGGUCUACGCCUGCCUCGCCCGCAAUCAGUUCGGCUCCAUCAUUUCCCGGGAUGUGCAUGUGCGCGCAGUUGUGCAGCAGUUCUACGAAUCGGAAGUUAACAAUGAGUAUGUCAUCCGAGGCAAUUCGGCGGUGCUCAAGUGUUCCAUACCAUCGUUCGUGGCGGACUUUGUGCAGGUGGUUUCCUGGCAAGACGAAGAGGGUCAGCUCUAUGGCACGCUCGACGAUCAGCAGCAGGGCAACAUGGACGGCAAAUAUCUGGUGCUGCCCUCCGGUGAGCUACACAUUCGUGAAGUUGGACCCGAAGAUGGAUACAAGAGCUAUCAGUGCCGCACCAAGCAUCGUUUGACCGGAGAGACGCGUCUCAGUGCCACCAAAGGACGUUUGGUUAUUACAGAGCCCGUUGGCAGCGUUAGUCCACAGCUCAGUGGCAAUGGCAAUCAGGAACACAUCACACUCACCCGAGUUCCGCUAAAUCAAAGCGUUUCCCUCAUGUGCCCGGCGCAGGCCUAUCCUGUGCCCUACUUUAGAUGGUAUAAAUUCAUUGAGGGCACCACACGUAAGCAGGCCGUUGUGCUGAACGAUCGCGUGAAGCAGGUUUCGGGCACACUCAUCAUCAAGGACGCCGUUGUCGAGGACUCGGGCAAAUAUCUGUGCGUCGUCAACAAUUCCGUGGGCGGUGAGAGCGUCGAGACGGUGCUCACUGUCACUGCACCACUGUCAGCCAAAAUCGAUCCACCCACUCAGACCAUCGACUUCGGACGUCCCGCUGUGUUCACCUGCCAGUACACCGGCAAUCCAAUCAAGACUGUCAGCUGGAUGAAGGACGGCAAGGCCAUAGGACACAGUGACCCCGUGCUGAGGAUCGAAUCCGUUAAGAAGGAGGACAAGGGCAUGUAUCAGUGUUUCGUGCGCAACGAUCAGGAAUCCGCCGAGGCCAGCGCAGAGCUCAAGCUUGGUGGCCGUUUCGAUCCACCCGUCAUCCGUCAGGCCUUCCAGGAGGAGACCAUGGAGCCCGGACCAAGUGUAUUCCUCAAGUGUGUGGCUGGCGGCAAUCCCACGCCCGAAAUCUCCUGGGAACUGGAUGGCAAGAAGAUCGCCAACAACGACAGAUACCAAGUGGGCCAAUAUGUGACUGUGAACGGCGAUGUUGUCUCCUAUUUGAAUAUUACCUCCGUGCAUGCCAACGACGGUGGCCUCUACAAGUGCAUAGCUAAAUCGAAAGUGGGCGUGGCAGAGCAUUCGGCCAAACUCAAUGUCUACGGCCUGCCCUACAUCCGUCAAAUGGAGAAGAAGGCAAUUGUCGCUGGCGAAACUCUAAUGGUCACGUGCCCUGUUGCUGGCUAUCCCAUUGAUUCCAUUGUCUGGGAGCGAGAUAAUCGUCCACUGCCCAUCAAUCGCAAGCAGAAGGUCUUCCCCAACGGCACACUUAUCAUUGAGAAUGUGGAACGCAAUUCGGAUCAGGCAACUUACACGUGCGUGGCUAAGAACCAGGAGGGCUACUCGGCGCGCGGUUCACUGGAAGUGCAAGUUAUGGUACUGCCGCAGAUAGUGCCGUUCGCGUACGAGGACGUCAUCAAUACGGGCGACUCCAUUGACCUCUUCUGCCAGAUUCAGAAGGGCGAUCGUCCCAUACGCGUGCACUGGAGCUUCGAGCGCAGUGGCAGCGACAGUGGGACGAGCGAGCCACAAAUGCGCACGAAUCGCAUCAGCAGCAAGACGAGCAUGCUGUCCAUACCGAGUGCUAGUCCGGCCCACACGGGCACCUACACCUGCAUCGCCAGCAAUGCGGCGGGCACGACCAGCUACGGCGUCAAUCUGACUGUUAACGUGCCACCCAGAUGGAUACUCGAGCCCACAGACAAAGCCUUCGCCCAGGGCUCCGAUGCCAAGGUUGAAUGCAAAGCUGACGGUUUCCCCAAGCCCCAGGUGACAUGGAAGAAAGCAGUUGGCGACACACCCGGCGAGUACAAGGAUCUGAAGAAGAGCGACAACAUCCGCGUGGAGGAGGGCACUCUGCACAUUGACAACAUACAGAAGACCAACGAGGGCUACUAUCUGUGCGAGGCCAUCAAUGGCAUCGGAUCGGGUCUGUCGGCUGUGAUCAUGGUCAGUGUGCAGGCGCCACCAGAGUUCACCGAGAAGCUGCGCAAUCAGACGGCACGCCGCGGCGAACCAGCUGUGCUGCAGUGCGAGGCGAAGGGCGAGAAACCCAUUGGCAUCUUGUGGAACAUGAACAACAUGCGACUGGACCCCAAGAACGACAAUCGCUACACCAUUCGCGAGGAAAUACUAUCGGCUGGCGUGAUGUCAAGUCUCUCGAUCAAGCGCACCGAACGCUCCGACUCGGCUCUGUUCACCUGCGUGGCCACCAAUGCCUUUGGCUCCGACGAUGCCAGCAUCAAUAUGAUUGUGCAGGAGGUGCCCGAGAUGCCGUACGCCCUGAAGGUGCUGGACAAGUCCGGUCGCUCAGUGCAGCUGAGCUGGGCCCAACCCUACGACGGCAACUCCCCACUGAUUCGCUACAUCAUUGAGUUCAAGCGCUCGCGCGCCUCCUGGGAUGAGAUCGAUCGCGUGAUGGUGCCCGGCCACACCACCGAGGCCCAAGUACAGAAACUGAGUCCCGCCACCACCUACAACAUUCGCAUCGUUGCCGAGAAUGAGAUUGGCUCCUCGCAGUCAUCGGAAGCCGUCACCAUCAUCACCGCCGAAGAGGCACCGUCGGGCAAGCCACAGAACAUCAAGGUCGAUCCCGUCAACCAGACCACCCUGCGCGUCAUGUGGAAGCCACCACCACGCUCCGACUGGAACGGCGAGAUUCUGGGCUACUAUGUCGGCUACAAGCUAUCCAACACCAACUCGUCCUACAUCUUCGAGACGAUCAACUUCAUCACCGAGGAGGGCAAGGAGCACAGCCUGGAGCUGAACAAUCUGCGCGUCUACACUCAGUACUCGGUGGUGAUUCAGGCCUUCAAUAAGAUCGGCGCCGGCCCAUUGAGCGACGAGGAGAAACAAUUCACUGCCGAAGGCACACCCAGCCAGCCACCCAGCGACACUGCCUGCACCACUCUGACCUCCCAGACCAUUCGCGUCAGCUGGGUCAGCCCCCCACUCGAGUCGGCCAAUGGCGUGAUCAAGACCUACAAGGUGGUCUAUGCCCCCAGCGACGAGUGGUACGAUGAGACCAAGCGCCAUUACAAGAAGACUGCCUCCUCCGACACUGUGCUCCAUGGCCUGAAGAAGUACACCAACUACACCAUGCAAGUCCUGGCCACCACAGCCGGAGGCGAUGGAGUUCGCAGCGUGCCCAUUCACUGCCAGACCGAACCUGAUGUUCCCGAAGCACCCACCGAUGUCAAGGCCCUGGUUAUGGGCAACGCCGCCAUUUUGGUCUCGUGGCGCCCGCCAGCACAGCCCAACGGCAUCAUCACCCAGUACACUGUCUACUCGAAGGCCGAAGGCGCUGAGACUGAAACCAAGACCCAGAAGGUGCCACACUACCAGAUGAGCUUCGAGGCCACCGAGCUGGAAAAGAACAAGCCCUACGAGUUCUGGGUGACUGCCAGCACCACCAUUGGCGAGGGCCAGCAGUCCAAGAGCAUUGUGGCCAUGCCCAGCGACCAGGUGCCGGCCAAGAUAGCCUCGUUCGACGACACAUUCACUGCCACCUACAAGGAGGAUGCCAAGAUGCCCUGCCAAGCCGUUGGCGCCCCCCAGCCCGAGAUCACCUGGAAGAUCAAGGGCGUCGACUUCAGUGCCAACGACCGCAUGCGCCUGCUGCCCGAUGGCUCGCUCUUGAUCAAGUCUGUGAAUCGCCAGGAUGCCGGCGACUACACAUGCCAUGCCGAGAACUCCAUUGCCAAGGACUCGAUUACCCACAAGCUCAUCGUUCUGGCACCACCCCAGUCGCCACAGGUCACCCUCUCGGCCACCACCACCGACACUUUGACCGUUCGCUUGAAGCCACAUGAGGGCGACACGGCACCACUGCACGGCUACACCUUGCACUACAAGCCAGAAUUCGGAGAGUGGGAGACUGCUGAGGUCUCUGUCGAAUCACAGAAGUACAACAUUGAGAAUCUGCUGUGCGGCUCACGUUAUCAGGUCUAUGCCACUGGCUUCAAUAACAUUGGCGCUGGCGAAGCGUCCGACAUUCUGAACACACGCACCAAGGGCCAGAAGCCCAAACUGCCAGAGAAGCCACGUUUCAUUGAGGUCUCAUCCAAUUCCGUUUCGCUGCACUUCAAGGCCUGGAAAGAUGGCGGCUGCCCCAUGUCCCACUUUGUCGUAGAGAGCAAGAAACGUGAUCAAUUGGAAUGGAAUCAAAUCUCGAACAAUGUGAAGCCCGACAACAACUACGUCGUACUCGAUCUGGAGCCCGCCACCUGGUACAAUCUGCGCAUCACCGCCCACAACUCGGCUGGCUUCACCGUUGCCGAAUACGAUUUCGCCACGCUGACUGUGACCGGAGGCACCAUCGCGCCCCUCGAUGAUGGCACGGGCCAUGGCAAUGUCCAUGCCCGCAUUCCGCUGCCCGCCUGGAUGCCCGAGUGGCUGGAUCUGAACUUCAUGGUGCCGCUGAUAGCCACCGUCGUGGUGGUUGCCGUGGGCAUCUGCGUGGUCUGCGUGGCGCUCUCGCGCCGGCGAGCGGACGAUCUGCGCGGCGGCCAGAAGGAUGUCUAUUACGAUGUAGUUUACAAUCAGACAAUGGGACCCGGCGCCACCCUGGACAAGCGCCGCCCGGACCUGCGCGACGAACUUGGCUACAUUGCCCCACCCAACCGCAAGCUGCCCCCGGUGCCCGGCUCCAACUACAACACCUGCGACCGGAUUAAGCGAGGUACAGUCAUAAGCCGCGGCUCAGGCCUGCGCUCGAACCACUCGACUUGGGAUCCGCGCCGUAACCCGAACCUAUACGAGGAGCUGAAAGCCCCGCCAGUGCCCAUGCACGGCAUUGGCAAUCACUACGGCCACGCCCACGGCACUCCCGAGUGCCACUAUAGACAUCCAGGCAUGGAAGAUGAAAUCUGCCCCUAUGCUACGUUCCAUUUGCUCGGCUUCCGUGAGGAAAUGGAUCCCACCAAGGCCAUGAACUUCCAGACCUUCCCCCAUCAGAAUGGACACACACCCGUGCCCGGACACGCCGGCACCAUGCUGCCCCCUGGCCACCCUGGACACGUACACUCCCGCUCCGGCUCUCAGUCCAUGCCACGUGCCAAUCGCUAUCAGCGCAAGAACAGCCAAGGUGGACAGUCCUCGAUCUAUACUCCCGCACCCGAAUAUGAUGAUCCCGCCAACUGUGCCGAGGAAGAUCAAUAUCGUCGUUACACUCGCGUCAACUCUCAAGGCGGCAGCUUGUACUCUGGCCCCGGACCCGAAUAUGAUGAUCCCGCCAAUUGCGCUCCCGAGGAGGAUCAGUACGGCUCUCAGUAUGGCGGCCCCUAUGGACAGCCCUACGAUCACUAUGGAUCUCGCGGCUCCAUGGGACGUCGCAGCAUUGGUUCUGCACGCAAUCCAGGCAAUGGCUCACCUGAGCCACCUCCACCACCGCCACGUAAUCACGACAUGAGCAACUCCUCGUUCAACGACUCUAAGGAGAGCAAUGAGAUCUCAGAGGCCGAAUGCGAUCGCGAUCAUGGACCACGCGGCAACUAUGGCGAAGACGCCAAUGAUGCUGUAAAAAGAUCUCCACAACCGAAAGAUCAACGCACCACCGAAGAAAUGCGUAAAUUAAUCGAGAGUCGCAGGCAGUUAAACGAAGCCGGCCCAAAACAACUCCAACUCCAACAAGCAAAUGGCGCAGGAUUCACAGCCUACGAUACUAUGGCAGUGUAAUUUGUAAGCUACUCCCAGUGGGCGUGGCAGUUUAGCUUAGUGUUUCAAGUCAAUGAAGUGCGUGGAAGUUGAAUGACACAAACACACCAACACACAUACAUAUGCGUGCGUGUGUUGCAAGUCUUAUUUGAGUAAAACGAAAAACAUCACAGAGGAAGUAAGCAAAGCGCAUAAGGCGCACACAUACACACAAUAUACACACACACAAA
This is a messenger RNA of Drosophila navojoa, 7010 nucleotides long. It is a transcript of the gene Dscam1, whose product is annotated as Down syndrome cell adhesion molecule 1. Gene Ontology annotation, molecular function: cell-cell adhesion mediator activity. The record is from RefSeq and is a predicted model, not a curated record. Gene Ontology annotation, biological process: axon guidance; dendrite self-avoidance; homophilic cell-cell adhesion. Gene Ontology annotation, cellular component: axon; plasma membrane. Lineage: Eukaryota; Metazoa; Arthropoda; Insecta; Diptera; Drosophilidae.